AUGUCGGAACCUCGCAAAACCCGCGCUGCAGCUUUGAAAGCUACGGCUUCAAUGAUGCCACAUCUCGGCAUCACCAAAAACACUGAUCCCUCGACCACCAAGAAGGCCGCCAAUAUGAAGACUCUGAGAGCGAAGACGAAUGGGAUCAAAAAGCCCACCACUCGAGGAAAUGCAGAGCUCACAGGCCGCAAGACAUUGGCCGUGGCGAAGAAGGCAACCAAAACAGCCAAGAAGAAGAAGAAGGAAGCACGCGUGAAGGCAACGAAGAAAGCAAAGACGACUGUUCUCAAGCAAGUUGCCGAUGAGGAAUUGCCUCACAAUGUGGGGCCCAAGGCGGCCCCUUUACCUGCAGCUACGUCCGCUGGCUCUGACAACGAAAACAAACCUCUCAGUGAUGCAACUGUCACCAAACCUGCUCCAGACUUGUCUCCCAAUGCCGACGCCAUUGCUGAUACUAUUCUUGACUCCAUUGUUGACCCCACCGUUAAUGCCGCUUCCGCAAGCAAAGCAGCAUCCAAUACUCCGAAGAAACCAGCAGUCAAGAAUUACGCCCUUACACCCGGUGUUACCCCUUUCCCAUCUUGGCCCCACCCAACACCCGAGGAAUGUGAAGAAGUUAACAAACUUCUUUCUAAUGUCCAUGGAGUUGUCACUGCCCCCAAAGUAAUCCCACCUCCUUCUCUUACUGUUACUGGGUGUGGAGAAGUUCCAUCAGUGCUCGAUGCCGUCAUUCGUACUCUUCUCAGCGGAGCCACCACAACCACCAACGCUAGCAGAGCAUUCGAAGGUCUUGUCAAGCGUUUCGGCAUUCUCAAGGAAGGGAUUGGCGCUGGAAGUGUGAACUGGGACGCUGUUCGCCGAGCGUCACUGAAGGAAGUUUUCGAGGCUAUCAAAAGCGGUGGGCUCGCGGAUAUCAAAAGCCAGCGCCUGAAGGCGAUUUUAGACCUGGUCUACGAAGACAGCCGACAGCGCCUCGGCCUUGCCGCAACUGAAGAUGGCUCUGCAGCCCCAGUCGACGAAGGCCUCAAGAUGUCCGAAACUAAUGUGGAAGCAUACAAUAAAACCCAUGUUACUAAGUCUACUUCACUCGGUAAUGAUGGAGCCUGGAUGUCUACUCAAUCCGAAGUCACGCCCUCUGUCACGAACACGAACAGCACUGGUGACUCCAAUGUCGCGGAAGGAAAGUCACAGGAAUCCAAGGAUCAUGAAAAUUUUACCCAUAUCUCCCCCGCCAAUGAUGAAGACCCAGUGCCCGCCAUGAAGGCGGAGGAUGAUAUGAAAUCCAAAGUCGUCACUCCCGCAGGCUCCACUAACAAGGCACUCAAGAUGCCCUCGGAAUUCGAUCUAGCCUGCGCGGAACAGAACAUCUUGUCCCUGAAUCAUCUCCAUAGUCUUUCUUCCGAAGACGCCAUGAUGGAACUAAUGAAAUACCCCGGCAUUGGUCCCAAGACCGCAGCCUGCGUCCUCCUCUUCUGCCUCCAACGUCCCUGCUUCGCAGUCGACACCCACAUCUUCCGACUCUCCAAAUGGCUCGGCUGGGUUCCAGACACAAAGGUAAACGAGAUAACCGCCUUCAGCCAUCUAGAAGUCCGAAUCCCAAACCAUCUAAAGUACUCCCUCCAUCAACUCUUAAUUCGCCAUGGAAAAGAUUGUCCUCGUUGCCGCGCCGCAACCGGAGAUAGAGCUGAAGGCUGGGAAGAUGGAUGUGUCAUUGACCAUCUGGUGACACGAACCGGCAAACGCAAGGGAGUCAUCUCUACCAGCAAGACUGCCAAGAAGACCAAAACCAAGGCCAAGACCAAGGCAAACGCAAAGGCAGAGCUUGCAUCCCAAAAGCGAAAGAAGACCACCACCCGUUCUGCUCCUGCUAAGAAGCAGAAGACCGCAGACCCGGAGGCGAGCGAUGAAGAAUAUUCUGAGAUGAGUGACAGGGCUCUUGAUGAUAUUUCCGACUGA
This is a messenger RNA of Penicillium odoratum, 1956 nucleotides long. Its product is annotated as endonuclease III domain-containing protein. Bases 1 to 1956 code for a protein of 651 amino acids. Gene Ontology annotation, molecular function: catalytic activity. The transcript has a single exon. NCBI's taxonomy places the organism in Eukaryota, Fungi, Ascomycota, Eurotiomycetes, Eurotiales, Aspergillaceae. Gene Ontology annotation, biological process: base-excision repair. The record is from RefSeq and is a predicted model, not a curated record.